UUCUCGUCCCUGACAGGCGGGCGGUCUAUCCGGGGGUUAUGGGAGCGAUCUGGUGUCCGGGAUGGAGACUCGUCGCUUUUUGUCCCCGGCGUUGGAGCCACCCUGGGUCCUCGACCGAGGCUGCGGGGAGGGUAGAACCGUUCCUUAGCCUGAGGUGGAGUGGAACAGCAGGUGCUGAGAGAGGGCUGAAGCGGCUAUGGACAUGGGAGCGCCCGAGACCGGCCCGGGACGCAGGAGCGCAGGGGCCGCGGCGACCCAAGAGCUCAAACCCUUUCACACGCGCGCAGGAGGAGGAUUGGCGGCGGCGGAACAAGACGGUGCUCACCUACGUGGCCGCGGCCGCCGUGGGCAUGCUGGGGGCGUCAUACGCCGCUGUGCCCCUUUAUCGGCUCUAUUGCCAGACUACUGGACUGGGAGGAUCAGCAGUAGCAGGUCAUUCAUCAGACCAGAUUGAAAACAUGGUGCCUGUUAAGGAUCGAAUCAUUAAGGUUACCUUUAAUGCAGAUGUGCAUGCAAGUCUCCAGUGGAACUUUAGACCUCAGCAAACAGAAAUAUAUGUGGUACCAGGAGAGACUGCAUUGGCAUUUUAUAAAGCUAAGAAUCCUACUGACAAACCAAUAAUCGGAAUUUCUACAUAUAAUGUUAUACCAUUUGAAGCUGGACAGUAUUUCAAUAAAAUACAGUGCUUCUGUUUGAAACAACGACUUAACCCCCAAGAAGAAGUAGACAUGCCAGUAUUUUUCUACAUUGAUCCUGAAUUUGCUGAAGAUCCAAGAAUGGUGAAUGUUGAUCUCAUCACUCUUUCUUAUACCUUUUUUGAAGCAAAGGAAGGGCACAAGUUGCCAAUUCCAGGCUAUAAUUGAAGUAGCAACCAAGUCCUACUUCAGAUUUAUGAUUUUUGAGAAAUCAUGUAUCCUGCCUUCUCAGAAGAGAAAUAUUCUAUAAUAAGGUGAAGUAAAACCUAUUUUGAAUAGUUUUUUUUCUUCUGCCAACUAAUUUACCCCACUGAAAAAUAAAAGAACAGGUUCAGCCUUUUAUCAUAAAAAAAACUCACCUACCUACAUAGAAUGAAUGACUGUUCACUACUAUACUUAACUGUUCACUACUAAAGAGUUUAUUAAUAUUAAGAGGAACUGCUUGUUUCUUAAAUGUGCAGGCAUGGACUUCAUCAUCAUUCAGCUUAAUUCUAUAGUUGCUUCCCCAAUUAUUGGCUCUUCAUACUUGGAAUGUAAGAAUUAAAAAAAAAAAAUUAUCUAUUUCAGGCCAUAGACCAGAACUUUGGAUCAUGUUUAUUAUUAUCUACAAAAUAGCUAUUUUCCUUCAGUGUGAACAGUAACUAUUUUAGAAUCUCAAAGUGGAAAAGAAGUCACUAAAGCCCUAACAGUGGGCUCAAAGAUUAUAUUCUUAUUUCAAAUUUGACUUUAGUUUCCCUUUAAGGUCUAGGGCUAUUAUACAUUCAGAGUACUGAAUUACUUUGAAAUUGUGGUACUGUUAAAUUGAAAUAAAAUGUAAGAAGUACAUCUAAUUAGACCACUUGAAUUUACUUUCAUAGUUCCAAGUCCCUGAAUGUUAAAAUGGGAGGAUGGGAUUGUGAAGAUUUAUUGACAUAGAAGUUCUGGGAUCAAAAUGCUAUUUAAAAAAAAAAAAAAGUAUUUUAAAUUAUUUGUCAUUAUAAUUCAUAUAAAUGAAUACACAAUUUA
Sciurus carolinensis (gray squirrel) is the source of this 1700-nucleotide messenger RNA. Its product is annotated as cytochrome c oxidase assembly protein COX11, mitochondrial. The record is from RefSeq and is a predicted model, not a curated record. Gene Ontology annotation, molecular function: copper ion binding. Gene Ontology annotation, cellular component: mitochondrial inner membrane. NCBI's taxonomy places the organism in Eukaryota, Metazoa, Chordata, Mammalia, Rodentia, Sciuridae.